UUUUUUUUUUUUUCUCAUCUAAUCAACUUUUACUUGUACAAUUUUUCUCUCACCCUUCUCUCUUCCUUCCACAUCUUCUCUCGUCUCUCUACUAUCUUUCAUUCUUUCUCUUUUCCUCUCUUUCUCUCUCUCUCAAAAAUAAAGACUAACCUUGACGAUCUAUCAACCCUAAUCUCAGUUAAAAUAAAAUGGCAGACGUGUCAAAGGAUUUCAGAGCAACAUUCGACCCUGAAAAACAAAGCAUCGAGAACGAGCUUGCCAACUUGGACAAGGUUCCUGUGGGUGAAAGACAGCAAAAGAUCGAUAGCCUUGUCCAACGCAUUCACGCGUUAGAGAAAUCAAUCACUGCAAACAUUGGAGUAAUCUCACCCUUUGAUGCCCGUGUUUGCCUGGAGGCUGUCAGUUCUCUUUCCACGACACUAAGCCAACUGCGCGUUCAAUUGAUCCCCAAGCCAAAAUUCACGUUCAAGUCACGGAAGGCUAUAUCUCCUUCAACCUUAGCCGUAUCCGAGUCUGUCUCAGCCAAGGACUCCUCCAAGUCACAAACUUCUCAUGUGGACGAGUCAAUGUUUAUGAAAUUUGAGAAUCGUACCAAUGAGCAUCUUUACAUCGGCACCCUAUUACAACAACAACAGCAGCAACAAUCCAAUUCAAUGGAAGAAGUUUAUCUGGGAGGACUUCCUGUUACUACAGAAAACAAAGCUUUGAAUGCUGAUAGCAGUGCUGCAGAAACAACGGAGGAGCAAAAGCCAAAGGAUGUCGCCUUGACGAACUUGACUGAUUGCACCAUCAACUUGUUGCAUGAUAACACACCUUUGGGAGCUAUCCAUAUCCGUAAUUUGAAGCGAUGUACCCUGGUCAUUCCGCCAGUCUCUGGAAGUAUCCUUCUGCACGAUUGUGAAGGAUGUGUUCUCAUUGGAGCAUGUCAUCAGUCACGCAUGCAUACUUCAACUGACAUGGAUAUCUAUCUCCAUGUUACCAGCGAGCCUAUUAUUGAGGAUUGCACCAAUAUGCGCUUCGCUCCUUACCCAUAUCAUGAUCUCUUCCCUACUAGUGUCGCACCGGUCCACGAUAUUGGCGCUACUGCUGCAACGACCUUUUCACCUGAAUCUGGUGAUCCAAGACUCAAUCGUUUGUUUGAGUUAGCCAAAUUGAAUCCUCAAGUCAAUUAUUUUGAUCGUGUCAAAGACUUUAAUUGGUUGCGACAGCAAAAGUCACCCAACUGGCGUGUGGUUGACUCGAGUGAGAUCAAAGAAGGAGUUGCUCCUUUGGUUCUUAUCAAGGAUGAGUUGGCAGAACAUCAGUUGCAGCAACAACUGCGACAACAACAACAAGGACUUAGGCUCAAACGUUUUCCUGUGGUUGCGGUGUGACAACGACAGCAUUACUUGACCAUCAUAAGCAACUUUAUGCAAUGGAGAGGAAGCUUGAAAAGAAGACAAGCUGAAGAGAGUGGUGAUGUGCCUUUAUUUAUUCGGGAGAACAAGCGUCCUUGUUAUUAGAAACAGAAUAU
Messenger RNA from Lobosporangium transversale, 1513 nucleotides. Its product is annotated as tubulin binding cofactor C-domain-containing protein. NCBI's taxonomy places the organism in Eukaryota, Fungi, Mortierellomycota, Mortierellomycetes, Mortierellales, Mortierellaceae. Gene Ontology annotation, biological process: tubulin complex assembly; post-chaperonin tubulin folding pathway. The transcript has 4 exons. Gene Ontology annotation, cellular component: cytoplasm. The record is from RefSeq and is a predicted model, not a curated record. The coding region runs from base 189 to 1373 and encodes 394 amino acids. Gene Ontology annotation, molecular function: tubulin binding.